AUGGGUGUCACUAACACCACCAUUUUGAUCGACGAGGGGCUGCAGCACGCCCUGACAGGGGGCGAAAGCAUCGAGAUUCGGAAGAAGGCGUUCUCCACGGCCGAGGACACGACGUUGCAGACUGCGAUGAACGCGCGCGGAUUCCACUUGCAUUCGCAUGACGACACGGUGAAUUCGGCCUCGUCGCACAAGGUGCUGCAGAUCCGCCACUUCGCCGAUGCCAGCUCGACCACGGCCCGCCAGUUACCGGGCAAUGUUUCGGUUGUACAUGGCAGUGAUGCUGUUACGACGCUGCUGGACUUGUCCACGGAGCUCUCGGGUAGCACGUUUGUGCGUUUAGCAGGAGGAGCUUAUCUGGUGGAUCCCGUUCGACCAGUGACGUCGACGCAGUUUUUUCUUGAUCGACCAUUUGCUGGUGCUUCUUACGACGACUUGCCCAUCUUUGUAGAUGGCAUCGGUGCAGGCAUUCUGUUGGACGUCCGAGCAGGUACGAGCAUUCGUGCUGGUGCGAGCAUCGAUGUGACAGCGACCGAAGCGAACGAAAUAAUCGCGACCGACGUAUUGAUUUCCACGACCGCGGGCGGUGUUUCAGCGGGCCGUCUAAGAAUCAACGACACCGGGAUUCAGUUUCUCGGAGAGACCACUACGAUAUCAUCGGAAGUUGCGUCCUUAAACCUCCAGUCUGCAAAAGAAUUGUCGCUCGCUGCGGGAUCUCUCGACAACAAGCCUGGCUCAAAGGUGGUUAUUCACUCAGGGUCAUCGAACUGGCAACUUGGGGGUGAUAUCGACGUGAAAACUGGCCAAAGUAAUUACGGCGCAGCCUCAGGGAAGCUGCUUCUCCACUCAUCUGAUAGUAUCGCUGCUCACGCCUCCUCUGGGUCAGUGGAGAUUAGUUCAGGCAUCGGGAACGUGGGGCCAUCAGGAGUGAUCAGUCUCUCUUCUGGCAAUGCAAGCACUAGCGAAUCCGGAGACAUUCGCCUUCUAACAGGAUCUGCAAACGGGGCCAACUCGGGUGAUAUCGCGCUUGAAACGUCCCCUUCGACGGGCGGAAGCGGUGGCUCUGUCCAGAUUAUCGUUGGUACAGGUGAUGCUGGUACAGGAGGCACCGUGGCAAUU
This is a messenger RNA of Phytophthora sojae, 1116 nucleotides long. RefSeq lists its product as hypothetical. The record is from RefSeq and is a predicted model, not a curated record. The transcript has a single exon. The annotation marks the transcript as partial. Lineage: Eukaryota; Oomycota; Peronosporomycetes; Peronosporales; Peronosporaceae.